Molecule: messenger RNA, 1731 nt
Organism: Kogia breviceps (pygmy sperm whale)
Lineage: Eukaryota; Metazoa; Chordata; Mammalia; Artiodactyla; Physeteridae
Source: RefSeq, a predicted model, not a curated record
UGGGGCUGUCAGGUUGGUGCCCAGUCCCUCAGCCCCCAGCACCCUGUCUUCUGCCCCCGGGCCCAUCCACGGUUUGGCAGGAUGAGGCCACAGGUACCCUCGGCCCCUCCCGCCCUCUGGGGCCUAGGGCGCCUCGCCCUGCUCCUCUGGCUGUGGACGUUGCACACAGCCUGCCACAGGUGUGACCGUCCCUGGCCCGGGUGGGGCCUGGCUCAGCUCUACAGCCAGAGGGGGCGGGACUCAGGCAGGCCCAGCACCUGCUCUCUACACACACAUCCCUACGGGCCUGAAGCGGGCACAGAGGUAGCUGUCUGGGCCGCAGGGCAGUGUAAUGCCAGCAGAAACGGUGAGUGCCAGCGUGUCCCUGGGGCCAGCAGGGGACCGGCCAGCCUUCCUUGCCCCCAGUCACUGCUGAGACGACCCCACCACUGCUCCCUCGGCAAGUCGGACACCAGACUGCAUGAGCUGCACCGCAACCGGCCGGCCCUGCAGCAGAGGUAAUCUCUGCCCUGGCCCCACCCUCGGCCCCACGGCCUGGAUCUGUGCCCACAAUGGCUGGAGGCAUCCAGAGGCACUACGACCAGGCCCCUGGCAGCCUUCCCACACCUGGAGCUGCCCCUGGCCACACCCUCCACCGGCCCUGAGGCCACCUAUUCCAACGUGGGGCUGGCUGCCAUCACCAGGGCCGGGCUGGCAGUCACCUCUGGGGUGUGGGCAGGGGCACAGCUGACCAGCAGCUGUGCCAGGCCUGCUCCCGAGGCCAGACCCAUGGUGGCUGAGUAUGCGUGUGUCCAGAAGCUCAAGGGAACAGAUCGGGGCCCCCGAGGCCUGGAGCAGGGGAAAGUUGAGGCAACCCCAGCUGCUCAGGUGGACAUCCUGUAUUCCAGGGUCAGCAAGCCUAAAAGGAGGGACCCAGGACCUUCCACAGACCAACCAGACCCCAAGAGUGGGGAAGCGAGUUUGGCUCUGGGGAGUGACCUGGCCUACGAGGUCCUCCCUCUCAGGGGCCUGGGCAUGGAGAGCCUCCUGGAAAACGUGUAUGAGAGCAUCCAGGAGAUAGGGGCCCCUGGGCACCUGGAACCCCCCAGCUCCAACUCCUACCAGGAGAGGACAUGUGCAGGGCAUGGAAACCCCCUGCUUCCUGUCUCAGCCUGGGGAGGGGUCUUCAUCCCCUCUGCCCUGAACACCCAAGUACAGAUGAUCCUUCCUCCAGAGUGGGGUGCGACCCCCCGCUUCGCACAGAGUCCCCUCCCCCACACGCGGCUAACCGCAUGAAUUCGGGAUAGCAGUGCUGUCAGCCUAUGGGGUCCCUGGGGUCCUGGCUGCCAUGUCCUCUCCAGGGCAGGGUCUCAAUAAAACCCCAGCUCAGGGAGCAUGAACACUGCUAUACCUCAGCCUGCUCUUCUUGAAAGCCUGGGAAGCUUGGCGGGAUGGGGUCUGGAAGGAGUGAAAACCUCUCCUUGGGAAUGGGCUUCCUCCCGCUAGGGGUGCUGGGUACCUGCGCCCUGUCACCUGGGGCCGCCGGCUGAUCGGGCUCAGAAGACCGAGUGGGGAGGGAGGCAAGCCCUGGCGGGCGGUACUCAGGCCGAGGGGCUCCUCCGAGCGGUGAGCCGGCCCGCAGGGUGGCUACCCCAGGGUGGGACCUGAACCCUGAACGACAGGAAAGUCUCCGCCACCCAGCCCCUGGAGUUACAUAAGGGGCGCGGGAGGUGGGCAGUCGUGCGUUAAAGA